AUGACCCCUGUUCCACCGAGAGCGGAAGAGCCAACAGUUAAAGUUGAAGAAGCUGAUUCAGAUUUGGCUCAAUAUGAAAGAGAAGGUUGGUCAGUGGGUUUCGAUGUAGAGUUUCAUGGAACGGGAAUAGAAGUUGUAGCAGUUAAUGAAUCAGAUUCCAGUUUUUCUAGCGACGACGAAGACGAUGAAGAUAAUGAAAGUAAAGAUGAAUCAGCCGAGAGUGGCGGUGAUGAUCCUUAUGCAGGGUAUCAGCGUGUUCCUAUAAAUGUUUCUGCAGAUCAGGUAGAAUCAGGCAGUUCAGAAGAGAAAUGUGUUGUUACAGAGUUAGAGAAAUCUAAUCAAUUUCCAGCAUAUGUUCCCCCAAAGGUCAAAGCCGAGUUUGAUAAGUUGUUAACAUCACCACCUGUUUAUGAGCAUGACAAGCAAAUGUAUAUACCUAACGAUAUUCCAUUAGAUGAAGAAAAAACUCUUCAAAUCAAAAAAGCUAUGGCCGGUUUCACAUUGCAGCCUAAUGAGAGCUUCAAUACGAAAGAUUUAUUAAGUCUUGUUCAAAAGAUGACUCAAAAGUAA
Molecule: messenger RNA, 570 nt
Organism: Auanema sp. JU1783
Lineage: Eukaryota; Metazoa; Nematoda; Chromadorea; Rhabditida; Rhabditidae
Source: the annotation of a GenBank genome assembly